Symbiodinium natans is the source of this 705-nucleotide messenger RNA. The record is from the annotation of a GenBank genome assembly. NCBI's taxonomy places the organism in Eukaryota, Dinophyceae, Suessiales, Symbiodiniaceae.
AUGGGCCGCGGGCAGAAGCGAAAGGUCGACGGCGACGUCUCGGAGGCUCCCCCGGAGGUCGUCACCAAGCUUCAAGAGCUUCCAAAGCAGGCGCUGCUAAGAUUUCGCCGGGAUCUUGCGCUGGAGCCUUUCGAGUGCGCCGUCCAAAGGCUAGAGGGCACGGCACGUGGCAUGGUUGAGCUUCUGGAAGUUCCCCACGAGAGUGUGGCGAGGUCCCUCACAGCAGCCUUGGGUGGCAGCACGUGGUGUUGGAGUUUCGGCGCCACCUGCGCGGACGUGGACGGGGCCAGGAGUGCGCUGGGCACUAUGCUCGAUGAGGGCCAGCAGAAGCUCCUGGCAUCCCUGCGCCGUGGAGAUGCCUUCAGUGCCGCCGUGAAGACGCACAGCAGCAAGAGGGACGGCCAGCCACUGCUUCGCCUUGGCCGCACCCGCGUCAUGUGGCUGCUGGGUGCGAGCCCAGAGGAAGGCGACGAAGGAUCUGCAAAGAACACGCCGAAAGCGCCACGGAAGAGGAGGCGAAAGGCCAAAGCAGCGACACCGGGCGCACGCGACGGCGCGGCGAAGCCCGAGGAUCCCGAAAGCCCUGACGCCGAGGACCUCGAGGACAGCGAAAGCGCUUCGCAAGACGAGGACGCAGGCUCAAAGACUGGAGCCGCCACCCGGGCGUUCCUAGCCAGCUUGAGGGCCAAGCGUGGCAAAAACUGA